Messenger RNA from Seminavis robusta, 2702 nucleotides. Lineage: Eukaryota; Bacillariophyta; Bacillariophyceae; Naviculales; Naviculaceae. The record is from the annotation of a GenBank genome assembly.
AGACUAGUAUGCAUGCACGCCGAAUGGCAAAGAUUUCCCCGGUCUGGAAUCUUGCCUCCAACUGCCACGCAGAAUUCUCACUUUGUCUCGUCAUUUUAUUUCAUUCCUCAAAGCCAACUGCAGCUCCUAUUUGAAAGACACACUCGCUUCUCAUAACAAUCGCCAAUACAUACUGUACCUCCUUGUCCGGACCCAAGACAACAAAGUGCCGAUACCUUUGUGCUAAUACCAAUACCUUCCCAAUACUAUCUAGCUAGCAUGAGGCAUUUGUUUGUUGCCUUUUUACUGACCACUGUGUGGGUAUCUGAAAGCCAUGGGUUUCAAAUUCCUCAAGUCUUUUCCUCUUCCAACAAGAAUAAGCAAAACAACAAGAACAAGCCCACUACUGUGACCAAGUACAUUGAUGGCGAUCGCAUGUUGGACAAGGUGGAAUAUUUACCCGAAAUUCUGGACAAGCAUCCGAUUAUUGACUCGGAGUUUGUCGAGCAUUUGCAAGUGAAAGAAGAUGCGUGUCUUCCCAACUGCGAACACGGAUGGUUCACGUCCGUCUAUAAAGGCGCCAAACUGCAUUAUCGGCGGUUUCUACCCAAAGGCAAAGUCAAGGGAAUUGUCGUGUGGAUGCACGGGAUUACGUCCUUUAGUGGCGUCGCCUUUGUCGAUGACGAUGGUCGCAAAAUCAACAUGGCAUUGCUCAGUGAGCAAAUUACAAAGCAAGGAUAUGCGUGUUAUGCCUUUGACAUGUACGGACAUGGAUACAGUGAAGGCAUUCGGCAUUAUGUGCGCAACUGGAAACACAAUCUCAAGGAUUACCAAAACUUUGUCGACUUGGUCGUACAGCAACAUUCCCCCGAUACGCCCUUGUUUCUCUGUGGAGAAUCGUACGGUGGUUGUCUCACACUGCAUCUCGCACAGCAUUUUCAAGACCACCCGGAAGAGCGUCCCGAAGGCUUUGAUUCCAUUCUCUUGUUGGCACCCGCCAUUCAAGCCGUCAUGCCUCCCCGGCAUGUCUACCUGACACUCCGUUAUGGGCUGGCACCACUCUUUCCACGAUGGAUUCCGUUCUUCAUGCCCCAUCCCGUGCAUCCCGAUCGCAUUUGGAGAGAUGCCAAAGUCCGGGCAUUGCACGAUGAUGAAAUUUCCCGCAAUGUCACACUGGGAGGUGGCGGCAAACCAUUUCGGUUAGGAACCGCCGCGUCCAUGUUGGAUGCGUUAAAGAUGGUCCGCAAGCAUGCCAUUCCACAACUCUCCGUGCCUUUUGGAGUCGUCCAUGGCGCUUCAGAUCAUGCCGUGCCCAUUGAAGGGACCGAGUUUCUCUUGGAGCAUGCUCAAACACCCGAGGAAGACCGGGACAUGUUGCGCCUGGAAGGAGCCUAUCAUGAUCUCUUGGCGGAUCCAGAUGCCGAAGCUACCGUGCAGUUUUGUACGCAAUGGAUACAGAAACGUCUCGACAAACGGAAUUCUUUGGCGGCAGACGCUGUCGAGAAGGAAGAACUGGCAUCCGAUGAUCAAGAAUGGUGGGAUACCCUGGAAGAUUUGACAUCCGUCCCCCGCACAGUUGACAGCAGCAGCAGGGCGAUGGAUACCCAGAAGAACAGCACUGUUGCGUUUGCUUAGUUAGGGCAAGAGCAAGCAAGAAGCACACACUGGAACCACACGACGACUCGACUCGCUCACAGGGGCAACCACCUGUUGGUUGCUUGUUCCAAAAGGCCAAUUUUGAAAAUCAUCCGGCUUUUUGAGCGAACGUACCGUACGUGUGUCGAUCCAGUCCAGGUGGUUAUGCUAGCUACAUGAGAAACUACAGCGAUAGCAUGAAAAGGCAGUACCAACGAACCCCCCACACACUUUUGUCAGCGCUAUACGCAAGGCUAUCAACCCACCCAUGCACGCUCACGAAUGAAAUAUCACCCACGGCCGUAGCCGUACAAAUGCCAAGAAAACGACCAACCUGCAGGCACCUAGCCGUCUUGUGUUUUUGUCGAUAACAUGCACAUUGAAUCUUUUACGUCAAGCAUUUUUUGAAAAAAGAACAAGCCACUAAUUUGAUUUUGAUUUUCCCCGCAAACUAGACAUACCCUUUUCAUACACCCUCUACUAGCAAUCUCUAUUCUAAAAUACGUUACGCAUGCAUCUCGGUACUGUAUUGACAUCACUACUCCCCAUUAUCUCUCUACUGAUGGAGAGUGUGUCGGCAUCCCCCUGGGUUCUGCGACGGAACCAGCAAGCUUUGUCUUGACGAUAUCCACCAGGCUGAUGACUGAUGAUACUCCCUACAUGUGGCUAUGACGGUGACCAACGCACAAAUGCCGACUCAUGCCCCGCUGGAUCCUGUGCCAAGGGACGUUACAACGGUACGGUGCAUCUACCCCUUGUGGAACUGUCUUUGGUGUUUGCGAUGCCCAAGAUUGUUGCGACGGCGCAGGAUCAUGCGCAUGACUACCGUACUCUGCAACCAAGUUCUCCGAACUCGGAUACGGCUGGGAUGCUCCCUUUGCUGUCUUCAAGUCGUGGCCUCCAAAGUCGUUGCCUUCGUUGGUCUUACGAGCACGCCUACCAGAGAAGGAAUGCCUCUCUGUGAUGGACAUGAUCACUCAAUUUUUACUAUCUAUAAUAUAAUAUCUACUUACGAGGAAUUCAAAAAUCUCCUAUGGAUCAAUCGUUUCCCAAGAGAUGACAAAACAAAUUGAACCCUACCAGCCCAU